CCUCCGCUGCCGCGUCAAGUAUUACUGCCUUGAGUAGCCUGGGUGUCGCGUCAAGUAGUGCUGUCUUGAGUAGUUCCGGUGCUGCAUCAAGUAUUGCUGCCUUGAGUAGUUCUGCUGCCUUGUAUAGUUCCGUUAUACCAAUGAUGAGACCUCCUCCAACUGCCUACCCAUAUCCAUGGAGCAACCAGCAACAUCCAUGGAUCUCUACUUCCGCUCCCACAUCUAGUUCCGCAAGUAGUGUCAGCUCUAGUGUAGCUGCCAGUUCUAGUGUACAAACCAGCGCUAGUGUCGCUGCUAGCUCUUAUUCGGCUUUACCAGCAUUCGUUCCUCCAACUUCUACCAACCCAUAUCCAUGUGCCAGUGAGGAAAAUAAAGUGCAGCAAAGUAACUUUGUUGAAGAAAUUAGUGAGACCACAUCAGACUCAAUAGAAGUUGAAGCGCAGUCUACUGCCUUUGUGGGUAAUACAGUUGAUACGAACGAGGCUGACACUGAUGGGGUGAUAUCACUGAGGAGCCAAAGCCAGGGUUGUGUUUUGAGUCGGAGACUGAGUUGAUGAAUUAUUAUAAACAUUACGGAAAGCAAUGUGGUUUUCCGGUAAUGACACAAAGGAGUAAAAGAGAGAAAGAUGGGACUAUGAAAUAUGUCAUUGUGGAAUGUGCUCGGGGUGGCAAGGCACGGAAUAGGUCGUCAAACGUCUUCAA
This is a messenger RNA of Juglans microcarpa x Juglans regia, 702 nucleotides long. Its product is annotated as cell wall protein TIR4-like. The transcript has 3 exons. The record is from RefSeq and is a predicted model, not a curated record. The coding region runs from base 141 to 554 and encodes 137 amino acids. Lineage: Eukaryota; Viridiplantae; Streptophyta; Magnoliopsida; Fagales; Juglandaceae.